AUGAUCAUUCAUUCCGAUGGAAAUGGAGAUGGACAAGGUCAUAUAUCUGUAUACUUGGCUAUUGUUGGGCCAAGUUCCUUACAUGUUGAUUGGGAGGUGAAUGCCUCAUUUAGAUUCUUGAUAUUUGAUCAAAUUCAUGACAACUAUACUGUAAUGAAAGGAAUGGAGAGGCGUUUUCGCAAUAUCAAGACGGAAUGGGGUUACUCGAAAUGUAUCUCUCAUGAAACAUUCAAAGACCCCUCUAAUGGUUACCUUGUUAAUGACGAAUGUAUCUUUGGAGUAGAUGUAUAUGUCAUCAAGAAUCAGAGAAUAGGUGAAUGCUUUUCUUUGAAUGAUGCUGAUCCUUAUAAGCACGAAUGGAAGAUUGCUGAAUUCACAAAAUUGACGAAUAAAGUGUAUUCUGAAGAGUUUACUGUUAAAGGGAAACUUUUGUUAUACCCUGCUGGUGACAGCUGGCAAAAUGGUCAGAACAUCUCCAUCUUUCUUGAAUCAGUUGAUGCUGCAGGAUUUAAUCGAGAUAGUGGUGCUAAUUGGUUUUCAGCUGCUGCACCCAGUUGGGGCUGGCAAUCAUUUAUGCCAUGUUAUGAAUUCAAUGAUCCUAAAAAAGGCUUUCUUAUUCAAGAAUAUUGCAUUGUGCAAGCUGAUGUUUCUGUAGUUGAUAUCAUGCAUAUACGGUAA
Messenger RNA from Capsicum annuum, 678 nucleotides. Its product is annotated as ubiquitin C-terminal hydrolase 12-like. Bases 1 to 678 code for a protein of 225 amino acids. The transcript has 5 exons. Gene Ontology annotation, molecular function: protein binding. The record is from RefSeq and is a predicted model, not a curated record. NCBI's taxonomy places the organism in Eukaryota, Viridiplantae, Streptophyta, Magnoliopsida, Solanales, Solanaceae.